This is a messenger RNA of Penicillium coprophilum, 1548 nucleotides long. Its product is annotated as sugar porter family MFS transporter. Gene Ontology annotation, cellular component: membrane. Gene Ontology annotation, biological process: carbohydrate transport; transmembrane transport. The record is from RefSeq and is a predicted model, not a curated record. Gene Ontology annotation, molecular function: carbohydrate:proton symporter activity. The coding region runs from base 1 to 1548 and encodes 515 amino acids. NCBI's taxonomy places the organism in Eukaryota, Fungi, Ascomycota, Eurotiomycetes, Eurotiales, Aspergillaceae. The transcript is spliced from 3 exons.
AUGGCCCCCCUUAAAGGCAAGUCAUUGAGCCUCGUCAUCGGUCUCGUUGGCGCUGUCGGGUUCGUACUACAGGGUUACGAUCAGGCAGUUGCCAAUGGAUUGUUGACAUUGGGCUCUUUCAUCGCUGUCUUUCCUCAAAUCGAUACUGUGAAUACCAGCGGUAGUGAGAAAGCCCACAACUCUAAAAUUCAAGGCACAACGGUCGCUAUCUAUGAGGUCGGAUGUGCACUAGGUGCAUCUUCCUGUGCCUUUCUAGGGGACAGACUUGGUCGUCGCAAGACCAUAUUACUUGCUGGUUGCAUAGCCUUAGUUGGCAUAGCAAUUCAAGCAAGUCCCUUCUCGCUCGCCCAACUUAUCGCUGGCAGAGUUGUCACGGGCCUCGGUGUCGGUGGCUUUACCGCUACAAUCCCAAUGUACGUCUCCGAGUCAUCUGGAGCAGAGGCCCGUGGGCAAAUGGUGCUGCUGGAGGGAUGGUUUGCAAUCGGCGGCAUUGUUCUCGCAACUUGGUUAGAAUUCGGACUCUUCUAUGUCAGCGACAACUCUGUUAGCUGGCGAUUUCCUAUUGCAUUUCAAGGCCUCUUUGGUCUCGUUGUUGUGAUGUGUAUUAUGCUACUCCCCGAGUCUCCCCGUUGGCUCGCACGCGUCGGACGCUUCGAUGAAGCAGCUGAAGUGCUGGCCUGCAUGGAAAAUGUGCCAAUCGACUCAGAGCAUGUCCUACAGGAACUUGAAAUUAUUCGGCAGUCACUUGCAAUUGACGAGAACACCGAAUCGGCAGGCUCCUCUUCGCCAUUUGCGCCCACGAAGAACCGCCACCUGCACCGCACAGUGAUUGCUGUGGGUGUGAACAUUCUGGCGCAGAUGACCGGUGUCAACAUUAUAACUUUCUACUCUGAUACUAUUUUCGAGUCGGACCUGGGUUACUCAGGCACUCUCUCACGAAUAAUUACCGGAUGUCUGCAAAUAUGGCAGUUUUUGGCUGCCGGCCUGGCUGUUCUACUCAUUGAUCGUCUCGGACGUCGUCCGCUGCUCAUUACUGCCACUGCCGGUAUGACUAUUGCUCAGGCCUGUCUUGCCGGGUUAUCAAGCGACCUUGAAAACAGGUCUGCAGCUGGCGCAUCACUCCUGUUCUAUUUCGUAGCACUUUUUUGCUUCCCCAUUGGACUUUUCCUUGUCCCAUUUAUGUACGCCGCAGAGAUUGCACCGCUACGUACGCGUGCUAAGGUGACAGCCAUGUCAGCUGCAGCAAAUUGGCUCUUCAACUUUGUGUUGGCAGAGGUGAGCCCUGUCGGAUUCGCUACUAUCCACUGGCGGUAUUACAUUGUAUACACGUGCAUCAGCGCCUUUGCUUGUGUAUCUUUCUACCUCUUCUGCCCUGAGACUAAGGGCCGUACACUAGAGGAGAUUGAUGAUAUUUUUGUUCAGUCGAAGUUAGUAUUCGAUACAGUUCGCAUCGCACGGGAGAUGCCUUACCAGACGGAGAUUCUGGCGCACAUCGACAAUAAUACCGAGAAAGGUGGAAUGGAGUCUACGCAGGUGGAGAACGCUUGA